CUUGGAGCAGGUCGCCGCUGGCUGGCACGCGCCACCCGGUUCCGGAGUAAAUAGGGAGAGACUCUCCCGAGCACCGUAAUUAGAGUUCAAGUGGGCGGGGAGCCGCUCCGCGCCGCCCGCUCAUGUCUCUGCAGGGCCGAGUGUCCGGCGGCUUGGCACAGCUGCGUGUGGCGGGGCAGCUGCUUGGCGCCCUGCGCCCCCGGCCAGGCCCCUCAGUGGGUGCCACGCGGACCCGCAGCAGUGCGUGCGGUCCCCUGGCCUCCCUGGGCGCCUACGGCCCCUGCGCGCGGGCCCCAGCGGGAGUUGGGGCUUGGGGGGCGGCGGCGGUGGGGCGGAGAGCGGGGGUGCGCACCUGGGCCCCCCUGGCCAUGGCGGCGAAGGUGGACCUGAACACCUCCACCGACUGGAAGGAGGCAAAAUCUUUUCUGAAGGGCCUGAGUGACAAGCAGCGGGAGGAACAUUACUUCUGCCAGGACUUCAUCAGGCUGAAGAAGAUCCCAACCUGGAAGGAGACGGCGAAAGGGUUGACCGGGAAGGUGGAGGAGCCCAAGUACAAAAAGGACAAGCAUCUCAAUGAGAAGAUCUCUCUCUUCCGGGGAGAUAUCACCAAGCUGGAGGUGGAUGCCAUCGUCAACGCCGCCAACAGCUCCCUGCUCGGAGGAGGCGGCGUGGACGGCUGCAUUCACCGGGCCGCCGGGCCCCUGCUCACCGACGAGUGCCGGACCCUACAGAACUGCGACACAGGCAAGGCCAAGAUCACCGGCGGCUAUCGGCUGCCUGCCAAGUAUGUCAUCCACACGGUGGGGCCCAUCGUGCACGGAGAGCCCAGCGCCAGCCAGGCUGCCGAGCUCCGCAGCUGCUACCUGAGCAGCCUCGACCUGCUGUUGGAGCACCGGCUGCGCUCCAUGGCGUUCCCCUGCAUCUCCACGGGCGUCUUUGGAUACCCCAAUGAGGCAGCGGCCGAGGUGGUGCUGGCUGCGCUGCGCGAGUGGCUGGAGCAGCACAAGGACAAGGUGGACCGGCUGAUCAUCUGCGUGUUUCUGGAGAAGGACGAGAGUAUCUACCAGCGACGGCUCCCCCACUACUUCCCAGCAGCCUGAUGGCACCCCACCGCACACCCUGCCCAGGACCGACUCACCGGGGCCUGCUGGACCUCGCUCCCAGCUCUAAUAGGUCACUGAAGCCUGCAGCUGGACCUGGGCCCCCCACCCUUCUCCCAGCCCCUUGCCCCUCAGGAGUCUGCUAAUAAAGACCACGCUUGCUGCA
Molecule: messenger RNA, 1266 nt
Organism: Pteronotus mesoamericanus
Lineage: Eukaryota; Metazoa; Chordata; Mammalia; Chiroptera; Mormoopidae
Gene: MACROD1
Product: mono-ADP ribosylhydrolase 1
Exons: 11
Coding region: 123-1100 (325 amino acids)
Biological process (GO): purine nucleoside metabolic process; DNA damage response; peptidyl-glutamate ADP-deribosylation
Cellular component (GO): nucleoplasm
Molecular function (GO): ADP-ribosylglutamate-[protein] hydrolase activity
Source: RefSeq, a predicted model, not a curated record